AUGAUUCCACUAAUAUUGUAUACUGACCUAAGACUUAUUCUAGUAUGGUCUUGGAGAGGCUUCUUGACAUUCCUUUACUUAUUAUUUAUUGGGUUUUCCAUAGUGUUACCAAUAGAUUCGAUUGUGCAAGCUACUGAAUCUUCAAAUGAUGCUUUGAAUACCUUUAUAGUAGUGGGUGCAAUUGCUUUCUUUCUGUUUUUUUCAAUAAUCAUCUUAGCAGGUAGGGCCAUCUAUUAUAGAAGUUGUCUUAAGGAUAUACCAAGAUAUUAUAUACCAUUAACACCAAAUGAUUUACCACAUAAACCAUCAAGACACUUGGUGCUUGAAAAAUUAGAAAAAUCAAAAAAGCUAAGUGUAAUCUUCAAAAUACCAAAUUUACCAGUCAUUCAUCCAGGUUUUGAACCACCACGUCGUUGUGAUGACCCAAAUUAUGAAAAAUUGUUCCCAGAAUACUUAAAUUAUUCCGUUUGUAUUAAAAAUAUAUCUGAUAGAUUGAAAUAUCAAGGAAUAUUCCUAAAUAAUGUAGAUCCUUCAGUUAACUUACAAGACACAAUAUCAGAUCUUAUUAGAAAUAAAUUCAUAUUAAAUUCAAACGACGAAGUUCAAAUUAGGAAUGCAAAUGACUUUAUAGAUUUAUAUGAAUAUUUACGCUAUUCUGGUAAAGAAGUUGAAAGAGCUGAUUUCAUUAAAUUUGUUCAAUUGUGUAUUUAUUUUGUUGAUUUGACCAUUAAUAAGAACGAUUUAUUGCAACGAAGUACAAAUAAUUCAGACGAUUUAGAUGAUAUUACAACUAGAAAUACUGUAAUUAAUCAAAAUCCUUUUAGUUCAGAAUUGAGCUUUGAUAUUAACUCUUUUAUUAGUGAGUUUAAUAAUCCGAUGUUUGAUUUAUCAACUGACUUAAAUACUUCAAGAUUUAAUGAUGAUACCAAUUUUAAUAAACCCAAUAUUAAAUCUAUUGAUAGUCAUUUAGGCCGUUCACGUUCUCAUACCAAUUCCAAAAAUAAUCACAGAGGUUUACAUGAUUCAACGUUACAUCUAACUUCAACAAUUAAUGAUGCUGACUCAGAAUCAAUUUUAAUAUUAACUUCAAAUUCGAAUUCCAAUGGAAAUUCUGUUUAUUCUAGUAAUCCAUUCAAUUCCAAUUCUUCUGAACAAGAUAUUGAAGAAUUUAGACCAGGUUUGUUGAAUAGAUUCCCGACUCAAACAAGUUCCCAAGAGCGAGUAUACCAAGAAGAUAUAUUUAUACAGCAUCCACAUAGUUCACAUCUUGCUCAACAGCAGUACAUGCCUUCACAACGGCAACCAUUAAGUUCUCAACAGGGAGGAAUGGAAUACCCUGGUAACCAAAUGGCGCAGAGUCAUUCAGUUAUACCACAAGGAACGGAUCACUCGAAUUCGCAAACUAGUUUAAUGGAGCCACCUAAAAUUUUCCUAUCCUCUAGUAGGAUGCCGAGCUUAAAUAUAAUAGAUGUGGUUGAGGAUGAAGAAGAUUCGACAGAUUCUGAUCCAAUAUCGAAGAUAGAAAGUUAUUAG
Molecule: messenger RNA, 1533 nt
Organism: Henningerozyma blattae CBS 6284
Lineage: Eukaryota; Fungi; Ascomycota; Saccharomycetes; Saccharomycetales; Saccharomycetaceae
Gene: DLT1
Product: Dlt1p
Exons: 1
Coding region: 1-1533 (510 amino acids)
Source: RefSeq, a predicted model, not a curated record